This is a messenger RNA of Macadamia integrifolia, 1696 nucleotides long. Its product is annotated as NAC domain-containing protein 100-like. Bases 408 to 1508 code for a protein of 366 amino acids. The record is from RefSeq and is a predicted model, not a curated record. The transcript is spliced from 3 exons. Gene Ontology annotation, biological process: regulation of DNA-templated transcription. Gene Ontology annotation, molecular function: DNA binding. NCBI's taxonomy places the organism in Eukaryota, Viridiplantae, Streptophyta, Magnoliopsida, Proteales, Proteaceae.
UUCUUAAACAUCACCAGCUCUCGAAGUUCUCAGGUUAGGAACUUCUGAGUUCAUUGUUUCUUCCCUUUUUCUCCGUUUCCCACCUCUACUCAUUUCCUUACUCCUUCCUUUGAUUCCAUUUCAGCUUCAUAUAUCCCUGGUUUGGUUUCGAAUUUCUUUGGUGGGUUUCCUCCAUUUGGGUGUUACUCCGAACAUAGAAAAGCUAGAGCUAAUUGUUAAGAACCGAAAGUUUCAAAAUCUUUGGGGAAGGUUUUAGGAAAUUAGGAUCCUUUCUGACUUCUUUUAUACCUCUGUUCUUGUUGAAUUCUGGAAAUUGUAGCUUCUUGAUCGGAAACCAUUUUUCUUUGUGGUAAGGCUUCUGAGAGAAGCUAUAUUUGUGCAAAAGAAGAAAGACCGUCUUUUCAGAAAUGGAGAACGUUUAUGGGCUCGGUGAGGUAGAUGAGCAGAUGGAUUUGCCUCCUGGGUUCCGAUUCCACCCAACUGAUGAAGAGCUUAUAAGUCACUAUUUGUGCAAAAAGGUUGUUGACAGCAACUUCAGUGCUAGAGCAAUUGGAGAUGUGGAUUUGAACAAGUGUGAGCCUUGGGAAUUGCCAAGAAAAGCGAAAAUGGGAGAGAAGGAAUGGUACUUCUUCUGUGUUAGGGACAGAAAAUACCCAACUGGUUUGAGGACAAACAGGGCUACUGAAGCUGGUUACUGGAAAGCUACUGGUAAAGACAAGGAGAUCUUCAGAGAGAAAAUACUGGUUGGAAUGAAGAAGACUCUGGUGUUCUAUAAAGGAAGAGCUCCAAAAGGAGAAAAGAGCAACUGGGUUAUGCACGAGUAUAGAUUGGAGGGGAAAUACUCUAUCAUCAAUCUCCCCAAAACAGCCAGGAACGAGUGGGUGAUUUGCAGGAUAUUUCAAAAGAGUUCAGGUGGGAAGAAACCACUUGUUCCAGGGAUGAUGAGAGUGAGUUCCUUUGGAGAUGAAUUUGCUCGGUCUCUUUUACCUCCAUUAAUGGAUUCUCCUACCUAUAGCAACAAGAUCAAAACCGAUACAGCUGAGCCAUCUCACGUGACCUGCUUCUCUAAUCAAAUGGAGGACCAUAAAAACCAGGAAAAGGCGGCUGAUCAUUACUUCGAUGAUCCUCUUUUUGCUUCUUCUGCAAACCCAUCUGACAUGUCCCCUGCUUCAUUGCUUAUGUCAAAAUUCUCUCUUCCCAACACAUUUUACGCCUCGCAAGUUGGCUCAAGCAUGGGCAAUUUGCAGUACCAAGGCUCCUUUUCGAUGCAAGAUCAGGCUAUCUUGAGGGCUUUGAUUGGGAACCAUGGAACGAGCAUGAAACAGAGUAGCAAAGCAGAAAGGGAGAUGAUUAGUAUCUCACAAGAAACAGGGCUGACCACUGAUAUGAAUACUGAAAUCUCUUCAGUUGUCUCCAAUCAUGAAAUGGGCAGGAUUUCUUUUGAAGAUCAAGAAGACCCAUCAACUUCAGGUGGCCCAGUAGACCUUGAUUGUCUUUGGGAUUAUUGAAAUAGGAAAAGAAUAAGAAGAAUAAUAGAUAGAAGCAGCAAGAGGAAGAAUUCCAGUCACUAUUAUUUGUCUUGUCUAGAAUUGAUAUUGAUAUUAUGUGUAUAGUUUUCUGAAUCUAAAUUACAUGUAUAAAACUUAAGGUUAUGGCCAUGUAUUAUAUGAAAUCAAACAAAAUUUUCUUUUUUUUU